This is a messenger RNA of Spirometra erinaceieuropaei, 1031 nucleotides long. Lineage: Eukaryota; Metazoa; Platyhelminthes; Cestoda; Diphyllobothriidea; Diphyllobothriidae. The record is from the annotation of a GenBank genome assembly.
AUGCGUAUUCGCCUACAGCCACGCAGGAGACCAUAAGUUAAGCGAACCCCAGAUAAGCUGAAUAUUGCAUUGUUGUCUUUGCCCGCUCACCGUCUUCAUUUCAAUAAUGAGCUAGCUCAACGGCUAGUAACCUUCCAAUCGCUGCCGCAGUAGCCGCCGACGCCGCCGCUGCCGAGAACGCUCCGUGGAGAACCGAUUGUGUCAACUGUGAAACACGGUUCAGUCGACGGCGCUAACCGUCCUCGGUCGCGCACGCCUCCAACACUAGGAUUGUUCGACGAAAACGACGCCGUCAUCAGCAAUCUGCUCGCAGAGAAGAACCGUUUACGCAAAGCCUACGAAGACCAUCCAACUGACGCCAACAGACCUGCCUUCUACCGCAGAAGACACCAACUCCAGCAACCACUUCGCGAAAUGCAGGACGCCUGGACUGCCCGCAAAGCUGAGGAGAUCCAAAUUACGCGGACCACAACGAGUGGAAGAACGUCUUCUCCUCAAUCAAAGCUGUCUACUGUCCGCCGACGAAGGGCACUGCUCCUCCGCUCAGCGCCGACUGCAGUACCCUCCUGACUGAGAAGAUACAAAUUCUACAUCGAUGGGCCGAGCAUUUCCGAGGCGUCCUCAACUGCCCCUCCGCCAUCUCCGACACCGCCAUCGCUCGUCUGCCGCAAGUGGAGACCAACGCGGAUGUCAAACUCCCGCCAUGUCUCCAGGAAACCAUCAGGGCCGUGCAGCAGCUCUCCAGCGGGAAAGCACCCGGAUCAGACGCAAUCCCGUCUGAAGUCUACAAGCACCGAGUCCCCCAACUAAUGGAUCACCUGACUGCGCUCUUCCAGGAGAUGUGGCACCAAGGUGAAAUCCCGCAAGAUUUCAAGGACGCAACCCUCGUGCAUCUAUACAAGCGCAAAGGAAACAGACAAGUCUGCGACAGUCAUCGUGGCAUCUCCUUGUUGAACAUCGCCGGGAAGAUCUUCGCUCGCAUCCUCUUCAAGCAUCUGAAUAAUCAUCUGGAACAGGACCUUCUGCCGUAA